Vicia villosa (hairy vetch) is the source of this 998-nucleotide messenger RNA. Its product is annotated as endo-1,3;1,4-beta-D-glucanase-like. Gene Ontology annotation, molecular function: hydrolase activity. Bases 49 to 765 code for a protein of 238 amino acids. Lineage: Eukaryota; Viridiplantae; Streptophyta; Magnoliopsida; Fabales; Fabaceae. The transcript has 7 exons. The record is from RefSeq and is a predicted model, not a curated record.
ACGUGUGGUUUCUAGCACCAGGAAUCAAGUGUGUGAAAGAAAGUCAACAUGUCAGGCCCAGAGUGUUGCUCAAAUCCACCAACACUGAAUCCGAGUGCAGGAUCUGGUCACGUUGACAAGAUCGGUGCUCUCCAAGCCUACAUCGCCGGUUCUCCUAAUUCCAACCCCGCCGUUCUUCUCGUCUCCGAUGUUUAUGGAUAUGAAGCGCCAAAUUUAAGGAAGCUUGCAGACAAAGUUGCUGCUGCUGGUUAUUAUGUGGUUGUUCCGGACUUCCUUAAUGGUGAACCUUACAAUCCUGAGAAUCCUAAUAGGCCCAUCCCUAUUUGGAUUAAAGAUCAUGGAACGGACAAAGGUUUUGAAGAUGCAAAACUCAUAAUUGAAGCCAUAAAAAGUAAAGGUGUUACAUCUGUCGGGGCUGCUGGAUUUUGUUGGGGUGCUAAGGUUGUUACUGAACUCGCAAAAUCCAAACUUAUUGAAGCUGUUGUGCUUUUGCAUCCAUCAUUUGUCUCUGUGGAUGACAUAAAGGGUGUUGACAUUCCAAUUUCUGUACUUGGAGCUGAGAUUGACAGACUUUCGCCGCCAGAGCUUGUGAAACAGUUUGAAGAAAUCCUUACUGCUAAUUCUGUGACAAGUUUUGUGAAAAUAUUUCCCAAAGUUUCGCAUGGUUGGACUGUGAGAUACAAACCAGAGGAUGCAGAAGAAGUGAAGGCUGCAGAGGAGGCACAUCAGGACUUGCUGGACUGGUUUGCUAAACAUCUCAAGUAAAAAUUGUUGUCAGUUGAUAGCGCCUGUAUCUACGUGUGAACUUUAAGUGCAGUAUUCAACAUGCUGUGCAUUCCACAAUGUUCAGUUUACCAUAAAAUAAAUGCUGUAUUGUUUCGUAUUGGACACGGAUUCAGCAGCGUGUAUACGUAAAAAAAAUAAUUAUAAUGUUUCUUCCUGUGCACAGUUGUAAUUUGUGAUAUUAAGAAAACAUAUUUUAAGACUUAUAUUUUAAA